This is a messenger RNA of Misgurnus anguillicaudatus (oriental weatherfish), 5735 nucleotides long. NCBI's taxonomy places the organism in Eukaryota, Metazoa, Chordata, Actinopteri, Cypriniformes, Cobitidae. The record is from RefSeq and is a predicted model, not a curated record.
GCCCGCAAUGUUUUCGUGCCAAUUUAACCUUUUCCCAGGAUCUCUCAUCCACGAUAUGCUACUCGUCUCAUUUGCCGGUCGUUCUCAUAGACUGCAACACAAGGUUACGGUAGGCGUGUUUGGCGAACUCAUCUUUGCCAAAGACCCUUAUUUAGGGAAGCUCGCAAACUUGGCACAAAAACGCAAGGAAUGAGGCCGUUUCAUUUCAAUGAACAGAUUAAAAUACAAUGCAGUCAUGUUAAGCGUAAACUGUAAUCGACCAUAGCAACUCACUGGAAGCUUGCACAGGUGUCACUGAUGAUUGCCUGAGAAGUUCGGCCGCAACAGGUGUCACUGAUCAUUGAUUGCCUGAGGAGUUACGGUUCAUGGUAAACACCGAAGGGUGAUGUCUUCCUAACUAAAAUAUCUUUGUCUUCUCAUCUAAACGAGAGUCACCACACGAAGGCUCUUUAAAGCAAAGAUAUAGAUUUUUUUUACGGCAUUAUUCCUCCUGGAAGGCGAUCGCGUUUCAACAGCACGGCAUUAACGCGUGAGUAAGUUAACGUCAAAAGACCCGAACGCAACUGUCUUAAUUAUCUGUGCGUGUUUGUUGUAAACAAAUGGUGAAAAAUGCGUAAACGACAAAAUGGUGUAAAAUCAUAUGUGUCUGCCUAAGAAACAAGGUAAGGUCACUGCUUUUCAUAAUUUUCCUGAAUAUGUCUAUCCUAUAGAACCUUCCCGAUAUGUGCCUACCUGUUCCUACCAAUUUAAGGGACAUAUUAAAUGUUACCUACUGUAUUUGUCAGUUAUUGCAGUCUUUGACCAAAAUAUACGGGAUGUCUUAUUUUAGUUGUUAAUGUCAUUGUUAAUGUCACUGUUAACAUCACUAUGCAGCCUGCUCAAUACUGACGAUAGGCCACAUUGGCAUACUAACACAGGAAUAAGCACGCAGUCUUAACGCUCAACUUGCAUUUCUUGCGCAAAUUGCGAGUGAUUGUCUGGUUAUGUCGGUCAAAUGUACAAUUAUCAAUGUUUCGUCCGACGACCGUCGGAAACGCUGUCACACAGUUGAAAUCAAUUGAUUGCAUUUCAUAAGAAUUAUGGCAUUAAAUUUACUGUCAUUUUAAUUUGGUGUGAGGUAAGUUACAUCAUUAAUUAUUAUUUUUUUAUCAUUAUAUCGCAGCCCGUGAGAUUGCCGACACGAUAGUACUGGGAAUGUAACAAUUUAUUUCUUCUAUUUAAUAUAGCAAUGCUGACAUAGCGGGUACGCGCAUCGAAUAAAAUCUGCUUCCGCCCGCGCGGUAUUUUUACAAUGCGUCUCAUGCAAUAUUCAGUCAUCGUCGCAAGGUUGUAGUAUGUUUUCACUAAAUACGACAAUAAAUACGUCAAGUCCGAACACCGGAAGCGUUUGAUAUUUUGAGUGUUCAAUUCGGAGGUGUUUUUAGUUCACAGCAACGGUUUAAAACUGAGUGUCACUUUCAACCGGUCGAUGUGCUUCCACUAAACUCUGGACAAUAAUGAAACGUUAAUGGACCACAAUAUAUAUCUUUUAUCUUGGUGCUGAAACAUGGUAAUGGUAUGGAGGAGAUUGUAUUUAAAUAAAUCGCGAAUAUUUGCAUAUUACGUUUCUUGUUUUAGACUACAGUGAACGUCAUGUCAGUCAGAACGUCCACCGCAGGCAUCAUUCUAAAAAUAAUGGUUAACAUGGGUCCGAUGCCCAUUCUGACUAAAACAGCAAAUGUUUAUAAUUUAAUUUGAAAGUACUAACAAGUUCUACCUUCUGUUAAAAUUUCAUGAACAUAUCUGAUAAAAUGAGAAGUUAUAAGCAAAAACAUGUAAACAAGCAGCAUUUCGGUCACACACAUUCCAUAGACAUCCAUAUAACUUUCCUCUGAUUUCUAAUAAAAAUAUCAUAACUUUCUGAAUCUUCAACAGAUUUUUCGUCUGCAAACCUCUUAAAACUUUGUUGCACAUCUCUGAUACCUUAGCGGUCUGAAAAUUACCUUGUAACAGGGAAUGGAACUCUCUCUCAUUGAUUUUAAACCUAGCGUGCAUUUUAACCACCCUAGUGCGAAGUCCACGCUACAUGCAUUACAAGUUCAGGUGCAACGAAGUCAAAGCAUUACUCGUUUAUUGAAAAGUUCUUAUGAGGCAAAUCAUGCUAUGCAUAUUGGUGUUGCAACUGCAGGUUAUGUAAGAAUGGUAUGUGACAACAUGCGAUUGACUUGUUUAUCCAUUAAAGUUUAACUUAAUUAUGCUGAACAUUUUCAAAGACUUUAGGUGAAGUCUGACUCGCAGUAUGGUCUAAAAUAUGUUCUCUAAAAUUGUUUGAGGCUACCGUGUCAACACAAUCACAUCCCGUAAAUGUUCUGGGAUCGCUCCCGUAAAGAGAACCUAGUAAAAUUGCCGUAAGAUGCACGUUUAAAGUUCUCUGUGUGAAACGAUGCGUGCUCACUAUACGUGCUGCUAAAGCUGAGAUCAUUCACCUGCAUGACAGAGCAGCGCAUCACGCGCUCCUCAUGAUCUCAUUUAAAAUACGAGUUACAAAUAACUGGCGAACUUCAGAAGCGCUUAAGUCAAGCAUGUGCAGGACUUUACAUGUAUCACAUGUCUUUACGGGUUUUCGCAGUAAGCAUGACUCCAAAAAAUAAUCGGCAGAAUAAAUGACCCAAAAGUCUAAUGAUUCCGGACAAAUCCUGGAAGCAUUUUCUGUGUAGUAUUCAUAAUCUCUGCGUGAGAAGGGCAAUUGAUGGUGUCGGCUAUCAUUGAUCGUGGUCUAUUGACAUAACCUGAUCCCGCACCUUCUAGUAGUUUCAGGAUUUUAAUAACACUCCAGUCAAGACACUAAGCAUUCAAUUGCGUAUUGUUCGUUCACAUUUAGUUCAUACAGUUUAGAUUAAUUUACUUCCAUAUUUUCUAAUCUUUAUAGUCUAUAAUUAUUAAUCUUAAAAUUCAAUAACCUUUAUUUCUUUGUUUUAUCAAUUUCAUGUUAAUGUUAUGAUUCUGUUUUCCUAGGUAAUUUUUUUUUUCUGCCAUCAAUACACUUGAAAUUUAAAGCCAUAGCCAAAAUCCCAUCUUUUACUACAUAAAUACUUUGAAAAGUGUAUACACUUGAAAUGCAACGUUUCAUCAGUUUCUAUAGCUUUAAGCUGCAUAAUGAUCAAAGUACGAUCCAGCAGAUACUGGUGGUGGUGUAGGUUACUCAACCAUGUCUCAUUUCUCGCUAGACUUAUCUGUGGCAUAGCGCGCUUUAUAGGAAUAUUGUCGCUUUCCAUCACAGCCUCCGACAUAGCAUACGCAGCCUUUUUCACUAUAGGGUAUAUUGUUGCCCCAUUGCAUGGCUCUCGUGACCUCCUUGCUGCGUGGCAUAUCAUUGCCUGUAUCCAGCAUUCGCAGUCAUACUGCUAUACUGCAAAUUGUUGAUGUGUAUCAUGGCCUUCUCGCUAAUCAGCAUAUGGUUACAUUGUGUCAUGGAUACCACAACCGACUUAUUACAUUGCAUAUGGUGCCCCGCAUCUAUCCUCCGCAGCCUUUAUUAUGAUUCAGCAUAUCGUUGCCCCGCAUCAUUGCCUUCGCGGUCUUCACGCUACAGGGGAAGUCGUUGCCCCGUAACCGUCUUUGUUGCAUACAGCAUAUCAUUGCCCCGUAUCUUGCCCUUUGCGGUCUUCGCACUAAAUUGCAUAACGUUGCCCUGUAAGUGUUCUCCACGGCCUUCUCGCCUAUCGGGGCUAUCGAUCGAUGUGGCUUUACACAUCGCCUAUCGGGGCUAUCGAUCGACGUAGCUUUACAUAUCGCUUAUCGUGGUUUUACACAUCGCCUAUCGGGGCUAUCAAUCGACGUGGCCUAUCAUGGCUUUACAUAUUGCCUAUCGAGGCUGUCGAUCAAGUGGCCUAUCGUGGCUUUACGUAUCACCUAUCGGGGCUAUCGAUCGACGUGGCUUUACAUAUCGCUUAUCGUGGUUUUACACAUCACCUAUCGGGGCUAUCGAUCGACGUGGCUUUACACAUCGCCUAUCGGGGCUAUCAAUCGACGUGGCCUAUCGUGGCUUUACGUAUCGCCUAUCGGGGCUAUCGAUCGACGUGGCUUUACAUAUCGCUUAUAGUGGUUUUACACAUCACCUAUCGGGGCUAUCGAUCGACGUGGCUUUACACAUCGCCUAUCGGGGCUAUCAAUCGACGUGGCUUUACUUAUCGCCUAUCGGGGCUAUCGAUCGACGUGGCUUUACAUAUUGCCUAUCGUGGUUUUACACAUCACCUAACGGGGCUAUCGAUCGACGUUGCUUUACACAUCGCCUAUCGGGGCUAUCAAUCGACGUGGCCUAUCGUGGCUUUACACAUUGCCUAUCGAGGCUGUCGAUCAAGUGGCCUAUCGUGGCUUUACGUAUCGCCUAUCGGGGCUAUCGAUCGACGUGGCUUUACAUAUCGCCUAUUGGGGCUAUCGAUCGACGUGGCUUUACAUAUCGCCUAUCGUGGUUUUACACAUCGCCUAUCGGGGCUAUCAAUCAACGUGGCCUAUCGUGGCUUUACACAUUUCCUAUCGAGGCUGUCGAUCAAGUGGCCUAUCGUGGCUUUACACAUCGCCUAUCGGGGCUAUCAAUCAACGUGGCCUAUCGUGGCUUUACACAUUGCCUAUCGAGGCUGUCGAUCAAGUGGCCUAUCGUGGCCAAUCGUGGCUUUACAUAUCGGCUAUCGGGGCUAUUGAUCGAUGUGGCCUACCGUGGCGUUACACAUCGCCCAUCGGGGCUAUUGAUCGACGUGGCUUUACACAUCGCCUAUCAGGGCUAUCGAUUGCUGUGGCCUAUUGUGGCUUUACAUAUCGGCUUUUGGGGCUAUCAAUCCACGUGGCUUCACACAUCGCAUAUCAGGGCUAUCGAUUGCUGUGGCUUUACAUAUAGCCUAUCGGGGCUAUCAAUCCACGUGGCUUUACACAUCGCCUAUCUGGGCUAUCGAUCGAUUUGGCCUAUCGUGGCUUUACACAUUGCCUAUCGGGGCUAUCGAUCGUUGUGGCCUAUCGUGGCUUUACAUAUCACCUAUCGGGGCUACCUAUCCAUGUAAAGCCUACCGUGGCACUUUACGACGAAGCAUAUUGUAAUUCUUAUCCUAUUCCUUUUGUGUGAAUCAGACAUUAAAGUGAAUGCCUAUGCCUAUCGUGGCUUUAUUUUUGGGGGGGUUCCAAUAAAUAGCUGUUGUAGCUUAAGAAGUCUGAUUCCUUCUUAACAUUUUCUUUUGUUUCAGGAUUGACAUCUCUUCGAUAUCCUAGCAAUCAAGCCAGUUGAUCUAUUUCACUUUUGGGGGUAGGCUCCGCCCCUGCCUUCAACAUCAGGCAGGAUCUGCCGGACUACAGCUAGACCCGGACGAAAGGCGGGGCAUAUGCCAAAAUCUUAUGAGACUCAAGCAUCUCUGUUAUUUUGAGACUGAUUCGAAUUUCUGUCUUUUAAUUUAACAUGGAAUAAAUGUCAUUCAAACGUUCACUUGCCUUCUGAGUCUUUAUGGUAGAAAUGAAAGCGUCAGCGUGUCGUAGCUGAAGUUCACCUCCAUCCUCCCCACCACCACCAGGUUGUUCCCUGUUCUUUUGUCCGGGGGUAGGCUCCGCCCCUGCCUUCAACAUCAGGCAGGAUCUGCCGGACUACAGCUAGACCCGGACGAAAGGCGGGGCAUAUGCCAAAAUCUUAUGAGACUCAAGCAUCUCUUUUAUUUUGAGACUGAUUCGAAUUUCUGUCUUUUAAUUUAACAUGGAAUAAAUGUCAUUCAAACGUU